Acanthaster planci (crown-of-thorns starfish) is the source of this 3663-nucleotide messenger RNA. RefSeq lists its product as uncharacterized. NCBI's taxonomy places the organism in Eukaryota, Metazoa, Echinodermata, Asteroidea, Valvatida, Acanthasteridae. The record is from RefSeq and is a predicted model, not a curated record.
CGAUAGUCCCAUCCUAUUCUUGAAACAAUUCUAUCCAAUGAUAGCUGCAAAAAUGACGGUGUUCAUCUGUAGAAAUUAACCUAUCCCAGCGCCCUCUUGGUGGUGGAAACUAUGAACGCUCAGCCGCCCAUAAAUAGAUGUUCAUUUACGUGACUGGUCGACUACGCUGAAAGUUUCAUUUCUGCGGUUUGUGUAGGGAUCAGUGGUCACCCCGCACCCAAGAUGAGACGCCUAAGAUACCUCUUCGUGCUAUUGCUCAUAUUCAUCUCCCAGGUUGUCGUCUUUAUCGGUCUAAGCGGCGUUAAUGAAGAUGGUGGGGAUUUCGAUCGGAAACCACUAGGGGACCCUGGAAACCGCAGAAAUUCGGAACUGUUGUUCGGCGCUGAGGCUGUCUUCGAUGUGGGUGCCCGUGGGAAGAAAGAUGCUGCGCCGUCCAGCGACGAGCCCCUUGUGGGCCACGCAAGAGAAACUCCCAAAAGGAGCCAGGGUUUUCAUACCAAAACAUUAGAAGAACUUUUUGCCAGUAGUACUGAGAACAAAAACGAACUGAGCGAUGAUGAAGCUGUGAAGCGUUGGUUUGGGAUGCUGCAAAACAUGACAGACACGUUGUUUCUGGAUGAGAUGGGGCCCAAGAGUGACAGCAUCUGCCAGGUACCCGACCUGAAGGCACCAGCCCAAAUGUGCAGGGAUGAGAUAGGAUGGGAGUGUAACAUGGUCCCUGCUUUCUCCUCAUACAAUCCCUCCACCAGGAAUAUUACAGUCAAAUGCCCAGGCAGAUUCCGGGUCAACCAGGUCGACCGAACUGAGUCGGAGGAAAUUGUGUCUAGGGGCAGCUACCGACGGAAGGCUGUUUGGAAGUACUACCAAGGACCCCAGGAGAUUGCUAUGGAAACAGAGUAUGCCGAUGUGGUCUGCAAAAAUAAAAAGAUGCAGGACCUUCACAACUACCACACCCAGUUUGUGCCCAAGCCGGCCGCCGACCGACAACAGGAAGGGAGGCUCCGGGAGGUCAAAGGUCAGGAGCCGGCCUGGCAGCCCCUCUGCAUUCUCACGGUGGUCCUGGAUUCCAUGUCCAGGGCACAGGCCCAUCGCAGCUGCGGCCUGCCCAAGACUAUGGCUCUGCUCAAGAAAUUCUACCGGGGCUAUUUCAGUGAUAUUCCGCCGUCGUCUGGCCACGGACCCAUGUCCCACCAGUCCUUCUUCUUCUCUCGCCUCAAUGCCAUCAGCAGCUCCACCCUGCUCAACCUCACCCCACUGUUCUCUGGCCAGCUCUACCAGGACAUUGACAUGGGCAAGGUGGCCAGAGGCAUCUAUGCAAAGGAUAUAAAGGAGUGGAUUUGGGAGUAUGCAGCCCAGCGUGGGUACAUUACAAGCUAUGGCGUCGACAACAACAGCGGUUUGAUGGGUACCAGGACUCACUGUAAGGCUUGUCAUUAUCGACCUCCGGUACUGCCACAUGUCGAGCAUGGCUGGCAAAAGAGAGAGAAUGAACAGGUGAGGCCCAACGUCCUGUCUGGUCUGUGUGAUGGCAACCAUAUGCUGCAUGAGUACAUUCUCAACUACACCAGGGAUUUCCUGAAACACCCCUAUCCAGCCAAGUGGGCCGCACUGGAUUUGAACGCAGGGCACAGGGGAGAGACAGAAUCAGGCAACCAAGUGGAUGCGGAACUGGCAGUCUUCUUGGAAGAUGUGUUGAAGGAAAACAGGGACCUGGUCGUGUUUAUUUUAGGAGAUCAUGGCAAACCACUGCAUAAGAACCCCUCCCACCUUGGCAGCUACUACGAGACACUGCUACCGUUUCUCUCUGUCCUCAUGCCAACCUGGCUUCUAAGAGAGCGGCCUGAUAUCAUGGCAAACCUCAUAGACAACCAGCAACGAUAUAUGGUCCACGCUGAUUUGCAUCUGAGCAUGAAGUCCCUCCUCCAUUAUCCUAAUAUGGGUGAAGUGGACGGGGCCAUCGCUUCCAAGGCUGUCAAUGUCUUCACCGAGGUGAUCCCCCAAGAACGUUCCUGCGAGCAGGCCAACAUCCCACCUUGGACAUGCGUAUGUGGCUUUAUGCAGAAACUGCCUGAAUCACAUUGGACUCCGAGGCACACUACCAUGGUCCAGAAGACACUGGGAUACAUCAACGCCAUGCACAGCCUCAAGUGGCUACAGUCCUCGGACACCAGUGCCUUGGGGGAUGCAAGGACCUCCUGCCUAGACCUCCAUCUCAGGCGGAUCCUCAGUGUCGUGGUCAACGAGAAUAAAGACGAGGACUUGCAUUCCGCUCGGCAUUAUGUCUACCGCUUGACCUUCCAGACGAUUGAGGAAGACACGGUGUGGUCGGUUGUAAUGGACAGUGACAUGGAUAUAAAGCGGGUCAGACAGAUUACGCUCUAUCAGCCUUACGAUGUGUGCUGGGACAGGCGAGUGCCCCUACAAUUCUGUGUCUGCAAUAAGGCCUCCCAGCCAACUCCAUCCAAGCUGUACCGACCACGGUCAGUCACGUGAUACUGGUCCCACUGACUGGUAGUUCCAAAUGUUCACUCAGGAUGUCACCGGUAAGAGCGACUGGUCCUCAAGCUGGCAUCUUGAACCGACAGAAAAAAUGGGGGGGGGUUCUAGUGUUACAAGAAGCUAAAGAAAUGAAGUUUGGUGAUACAAUGCUGGGUGCACUUUGUAUUUCAACCUCUUCAUGCUGGAAGACUUGUAAACACACAGGAUUACCCGGAGGACUUUUAAACCAGUCUUGGCAGAUUUCCUACGUAGUAGAAGAUCUAUACUCGUUUCUAUACUUGAGUUGUACCCAUUGUGUCUGUACAUUCAUGGAGACUGUAUCUAGUUUGUGGAGGUUGAGGAUGCCUGGAACCCUGAUUCAGUCGUAAGCCACAGCUUAACGUAGCAUAUAUCACUCAGUGACACUGUCUUGGAUGUUAACAAAAGUAAUGAUGUGGUAUGAAAUUUUUGCACGUUAAACAAAUGACCACCAAGGGCCAGCAUUUUGUAAAGGACUGCAGUCUUCGAAACUUGUCAUUUUUAAAAGUAGGUAUUUAUUGCAUCCUGGACAAGUUCAUUGUGAAAUACUAAUAGCCUUUGAUAACUGAAAUGAUAUCAUGGAAAUUGCUGCAAUGAACAAGCAUUCUUGUUCCUGGUUAACCGAAAUCAAAUGUCAUUACUAAAAGCAUCAUCAGCCUGUAAUGUCUCUUAGCUGCCUCAGGGGUUACACAAAUGCCUGUGAUUUGUGUGUUUGCCUUCUGUUUGCAUAAUGGGUAUGCAGAACUGCCUCAGGUUCAGCCAUGAAAUUGAAACAAUCCAGUUCAGUUUUCUGAUGCUGUGCUGCAAGUUGAUGUAUUGUUUGAAAAGCUGAAACCAAAUGUAGGGUUAGAUAUAUUUAUUCAACAAAUCUGUGGAACAUCGUCACAUAUAUAAUAUAUAGAGUAUGUUCGUGAGAUUGCAGGUUAAUAUUGCUCCCUUCUCUUUUGACUAAAAUCUUUACCUACAGGUAAAAACUAUUUGGAGGUGUUGUGAAAUAUUACUAGUAUAUAGUGUUAUGUUGUAUAUUGGGGUCAAAAAGUAAAUUUGACUUUACUAUUUAAUGUCAAAUUAUACAAGGCAUAUUUAUUAUAGUUUCAUGUUUCAGAUGGAGCGCAAUUUUUAUUAAAAAACAGUUGAAUAGUUUGA